Messenger RNA from Verticillium alfalfae VaMs.102, 960 nucleotides. RefSeq names its product lipase lipH. Bases 1 to 960 code for a protein of 319 amino acids. The record is from RefSeq and is a predicted model, not a curated record. The transcript has 6 exons. Gene Ontology annotation, molecular function: hydrolase activity. NCBI's taxonomy places the organism in Eukaryota, Fungi, Ascomycota, Sordariomycetes, Glomerellales, Plectosphaerellaceae.
AUGACCUCCUACAGAGAGCCAGGUCUGCACAUUUUGGGUCCUGAAUGGCUGGAGAUUGCCGAUCAUGUCACGCUCUCGUUUGGAAAAGGUACACCCGAGGAGUUACGGAAUCAAGUGAAGUUGCCUUUUGAGUUGCCUCCACCCACCGGAAUGACGAUCACCGACAGACCGGUGCCCGGAUAUGAUGGUGGCACCAACCAGGUUCGCAUCUACAAGCCCGAGGAACCCUCGACCAACGGCGCCGUCCUGAUAUACGUUCAUGGCGGCGGUUGGACUGUUGGAAACCUGGACACGGAGGACGCGUUCUGCCGCACCGUAUGCAGAGGCAACCGGAUUGUCGUUGUUCAGAACAACCUAGAUUUCCUCGGAGGAAAGCCAGACAACCUCAUCAUGGGAGGCUUGAGUGCCGGGGGCAACAUUACAGCAGCACUCGUUCAACGUGCCAAGGCCACAGGUCUCGUCUCCAUCCGUGGGCACAUCCUGCGUGAACCUCUCGUGGUCCACCCGGCGGUCCACCCGGCGGGCGUCGACUUCUCGAGCUAUGUCGACUCCGAGGACGCCCCGAUCCUUCCGGCCCUCGGGGUGCACCGCUGCCUCGAGUGGUACAAGCCCGUGCCCGACGAUCUGCGCAUGUCGCCCCUCCUGGCCGAGGACUUCUCGGGUCUGCCGCCGGCAUACGUGCAGAUUGCCGGAGUUGACCCCCUGCGGGUUCCGGUGCGCGUCAGCGUGUAUCCUAGAUUACCUCAUGCGUUCCAGAUGGUGCCGCUGAAGUCGAGCCAACAGAGUGACAAGGAGCUCAUCUAUGCUGUGAAGUGGCUCAUUGGAAGCGACCGAGACGAUGACACAGGCACUGGCAGACCCAACCGUCUCUCUGGGCGGGAGCCCUGGGCUGACCGCCAGGAUAUGGUCAACAAGUGGUGUGGAUGUGCCAUCGCCGUCGGUUGUGGUUGUUCCGGGUGA